This is a messenger RNA of Aspergillus oryzae RIB40, 855 nucleotides long. RefSeq lists its product as uncharacterized. The transcript is spliced from 4 exons. Bases 1 to 855 code for a protein of 284 amino acids. Gene Ontology annotation, cellular component: nucleus. Lineage: Eukaryota; Fungi; Ascomycota; Eurotiomycetes; Eurotiales; Aspergillaceae. Gene Ontology annotation, molecular function: transcription cis-regulatory region binding; DNA-binding transcription factor activity, RNA polymerase II-specific. The record is from RefSeq and is a predicted model, not a curated record. Gene Ontology annotation, biological process: regulation of DNA-templated transcription.
AUGCAAAGCCCUGGUAUAACUCUUCAGUCUUCCUCUGACUCGGAAAGAGCGCGGGAGGGUGAGACUUCACUAGAAGGGCACGCUGAGGAGUCGUCCAGCGCUCUUAGCCUAUACGAUAUUCGAACAAGGACUCCUGUUUCUGUGCUACCUGCAUUAAAUUAUGCAAGCAACUUUGUUCACAUCCCGUGCGAUACAUCAACACGACUUCUCGAGCAGUUCCGUAACGAAAAUCUUAACUAUCUUCCCUGCAUCCACAUACCGCCUCACGUCACCCCUCAAGAACUUAUGCAAGAGAAGCCGUUCUUCUGGUAUUGCCUGACCGCAGUCCUGACACCAAACCUGAUCGAAAGAGAAUCCCUCUUCACCAAAGUGCACGAUACCAUCUACCAAAAGCUGGUUGUGGAAACGACCCCGAGCAUGGACCUUCUUCUCGGCCUUAUGACAUUCAUGUCAUGGAAAGUAUACUGUGCGAAGCCAUUUCUCAACUUCUACAGCCACCUAUUGACCGGGCUUGUCAGCGAGCUGGGUAUAAACAAAGCUCCCCGAAAGGACCAAUCCGUUCUGCAAGGAUUCAAUCGAGCCGCCGGUCUGAAGACUGAGCCCGCUAUGAAGAGAACUUUGGAGGAGCGACGGGCCGUGCUGGGGUGUUUUGUGAUCACUUCAAGCAUCGCGUCGUCGUUAUUUAAAAGUGACGCCUUGCGUUGGACUCCCCACAUGGAAGAAAACCUCGAGAUCCUGGCUAGCACGAAAGAAUGCUUUGGAGAUGAGCUGUUGGUGUGGCUCGUCAGGAUUCAACGUCUUGCAAUCUCAACUCGAAUUGGUCAAGCGCCAGAUACCCGCAUAUCUGAAGAAUAA